CCCGCGCUUGAUGACGUCAUACUUCUCGUGGCUUUUCUGUUUUCAUCUUUUCACGAUGAGACAUUGUUGUUUAUGAGUGGGAUUGUUACAAUUACAUGAUAGUGAUACCAGUGUAUCCCUUUGAGUCAGGGGUGAGACUUGUCUUCUAUUGAGCUGACAGUACAUCUUGCCUAACCUAGCAGCAUUCUACAAGUCUCCAGCGAGGAUGUCCGAGUCCUCCACCCCAGACCAUGGCCUCCGGUCAAGGCUAUCCUGCUCGUUCCUGGCCCAGCUGUGCGGAGACUAUCAGGAAUCAGACCUGGUCUGCCUGGACCAUUCCUACUCCCGGGCUUGGAAUGCUCAUCCUAACGCCAGCCAUGCCAAGCCUGCUCGCAUGCUUUUUGUUCCCAAGACCCUCCGACUUCAGCCUUCCAAACGGAACAUUGUUGAUGCUGACGCUGAGAUAGAUGUUGUAUCAGUAGGUCAAACACAUACCAUGCCCUAUGACCUUCAGAAAGCACAGUCUGUUAUGAAUGAGUGUGAGCGCUAUGUGAACUUUGCACGGACAGACCCCGAUGAUGUACGUAGCGAUGAGGACUGGGAGGAUAAACUAUCCAGAGUUGGCUGGACAGCCCACCAGAGUAAACUCUUCAACAAGAUUCUCAAGCAUCUCCAAGCCAAUCGACUGGCAAGACUGGCGUAUGACAAGGUGCCUAAUGAGCCAGUGAAGAGGAGGAUUCACGUUGAUAAGUGUGCCAAGCUGGUUCGACGGACCCUAGCUUCAGUAGGAUGGGAUCCCAAACUGACCCAGUGGCUUCAUGGAGUCUUGGUGGAUAACCUCAGCUCCUCGUUGCUAGCCAUCUAUCUGGACGUCCUUCAGAACCUCAAGUCUAAGGUUCCCACUCUGAUAGACAAGAUGGUACACCUCACCUCCUCUACGCGGAAGGUCAACACGACAAGCUCGGAAGCUCUUUCCCUCCUUCUCAAGAGGCCUUGGGAUCCAGCCGUUGGUCUACUCAGCUUUCAUAAACCAAAAAAGCUUCCUGGUGCCCCCAUCCUCCUGAUCGCCCCUGACGGCCCCGUCCACCCCUCCAUGCCGCAGUCCCGUCGCACCAGGUAUUGGAACUCUCAGCUGGGCAACCUGGGUAAGGUGGUCCCGGUCACCGUCCAUGCCCCGGAGGGUGGGGCAGGUAUCACCAUCGCACAGUGCCUGGAACACAUGAUAGGCUCGGUCAGGACUAAAGUAGCAGAGCUGAAGACCAACUUUCACAAUCGACCCAUCGUAUUGCUGGGCUGGUCUGUUGGCGCACUUGUAGCAUGCCAUGUAGCUAUUGUAGAGUCUGUCUCUGCAGUCAUCUGCCUGGGCUUCCCGAUGAGAGGAAUCACUGGAGAUAGAGGGGACCUGGAUGAGCCCCUCUUUGAGAGCAAGACCCCGACGUUCUUCGUGAUCGGGCAGGAGUCGAGCCAGUGCAACCAGGACAGUCUGGAGGACCUGAGGGAGAGGAUGAAGGCCGACACCACCCUUGUGGUGGUAGGCGGGGCCGAUGAUCGUCUCAGACUCCCCAAGGCCAAGAAGCUCCAUGAAGGCGUCACCCAGACCAUGGUGGAUAGGUGCAUCCUGGAUGAGGUUUCAGAGUUCCUUACUGUGGUACUAUCAUCCACCUACCAUGGAGCAGGAGAUGGGGAGGGUGAACAUCAUCACCACACCAAGAAGAAAGAGAAGGAGAAGAAGAAGAGAGUCCAGAGGAACCUCUCCACCGAGAUGAAAGGCAGGAAGACUCCCCCAGUGGCAGCAUCUAUCCCAGGGCGACGUUCCACCACUCCUUCAAGCCUUGCCGAGCAUGGCAUCUCCAGCCUGCCCUCCACUCCGAAGGCCACCAAAGCCAGCACCUCCCGCACACCUACCCCUACACCCAUGCUGCCUAUCACCUCCUCCUCCUCCUCCAGCGCCAUGAUAGCCCCACCACCACCACCUGCACCCCUGCCCACCUCCUCCAAGCCCCACUCCGCCCCUCCCGUCAUGCAGUUCACACCCUCCGGCCUCAAACCCUCCGCCUCCUCUUCUGCUCAAGCGACGCCCACCCAGAAGACCUCGUUCGCUGCCGCGCUCUCAUCCGGGAACCAGGCCAAGGAAUUCAGUUCGCAGUAUGCAGCGUACCUGGCCCGGGUGGCUAGUCAGAGCAAAGAAGAGAAGACACCCAAGACCAAAGGUUCGGUCAGGUUUGGAGGCCCGAAGGCGGCAGGUACACACGCUGGCACUGAAGGCAUCGAUGCUACAACCAUUAUAGUGAAACAGGCACCCAAGAGGAGUGCCACUCAGAGCCCAGCUACUGUACGACGGAAGCAGGUGAAGAUGGCUGACCUGCCAAUCAUCACCAGGGGCCAAACGGGCAGCACUGUCUCUGUGUCACCAUCCCCUGCACAGAUUAAAGGUGUGUCUAUUCACAACCCCACCCAGAGCGGCAGGCCUCCGACCACAUACACACUUGUUUCAACUACGCUAAGUUCUCAAGGUCCUGGAUCAUCGACGAGCACCACAGUGCAGGGACGACCGGUUGCAGGAACAAGGGUGACGAUUGAUUCUGGACAGUCCUUGACUCAGCUGCAGCAGAUGGGUGUUGUGUCUUCGGCAUCGUCCUCGUCUGGUGGAUCGCAGGGUAGUCUCCUGCAUGGCUUGAGCUUCAACAUCCAGGGGAGUCAGCUGAAGGAGACAUCCGGUGCCCAGAUGAGAGUCCUGGAAGGCAUGUUCAGCACCAAGCAGGGCUUUGGACAGGCCCUGACUAGUGCUGAGACCGGAGCUGGCAAGACAAGUGGACCCUCAAAGCCAUCAGGUCCAAAGGGAGCAGGUUCGGAGACAACAACGGUAUCAUCCUCAUCGUACUCUGGCAAGACGUCUAGCGUCCACUUCUCUGUAAGUGCCAACUCUGACGUGAAGACAUCCAGUCUGGCCAUGCACCUUCCGCACCUGAUCUCCACCGCUCUGAAAGCAGCACAGUCUGCCCCAGCCAAGUCGACUUGUGUCACUCUGGUCACGACUAAAGCUCCUCCAGUCAUGGCCAGGAGUUCUGGAGUCAAGUCCAGUACCCCAUCGGGUGUCAUCACGGGGAGCAAGUCCUCCAAGGUCUCAUCGGAUGUAUCUAUCUUGGGUCUAAUUGGGGCUCAGCAGAUUACCAGCACUAGCUCCAAGUCUUCAAAGAAGUCUUCGAAUGAGGAAAGAGAUGCACAGGUGCAAGCUAUUCAGAAGCUGCAGUUUCACGACUUCCCACUUACCACAGCCUCUUUGACUGUCACACAUAGCACUCAAUCAGUUACACAGGCAAAGAUCCUCAAAAACCUAGAGCAUGGCUCUCUACCCCUCACCAAAUUAGAACCAAGUGUCUCAGGAGGAAAAGCCACUUCGCAGUCUAAGACCAGUUUACAGUCCAAGUCUAUUUCCCAUUCGAAAGCUAGUUCCCACUCAAAGACGAUCACACCCGCAAUCAUCACUAACAAACUGCCUGCCAGAGAGUCUUUGAAUAAGGCUGCUGCUGCAGGCAAGAUAGUCACUGUGUCCUUAGGAUCUUCUUCAAUAUUGACAACAAGCACUUCCGACAGCGUAAGAGAAAAGACCAUGCCGGACACUGAUUCUGUAUCAUUGUCCAAACUGAAGGGCGUGAACUCCAAGAAAAGCCAAAGCCCCCAAAGUGAAGAUAGCUCCCAGGCUGUAGUCGAUCUUGACACUCUUCCUUUGGCCAAACUCAAGGAGCAUCUGAAGGAGAGCAAGUCAUCAUUUAAGACAUUAUCAGCACCCGCUACAACCACCAUCAAGAUUGUCUCCAGGCCAAAAGAUCCAGUCAUGUCCAUGUCCCAGAAACCUAAGCUGUCUGCCUCAGCCCCUUUCAUUGCCCUGUCCAGCAGCCUCAAGGCAAGCACCGAGCGGGCAGCGAGGGCUCAAAAGACCGUCAUGGUCACGACUGCAUCCAGACCACCCACACCUUCAUCGACCGCAGCAGGAAUGACCACCACCACCACGUCAUCCAUGUCCUCACUGGUAUCCACACCAGGUUUGACACUCCUGACCUCUACCGCCGCAUCCAGGCAACCAUUAUCCAGCCCAUUCCUGGUGGAGAAGACAUCCAAAAGCUCAGAAGCGGAGGGAUCACGCGAGUCUGUUGUGACUGUCCAACCGUCUGGUAAUAGUCGUACCAGGCGGGCCAGGGCCCCAAGACAGCUCUCGGAAUGAUAGAUAAAUGUAAUGUACAUUGAAUGUAUUUAAAAGUGUAAAUUAUGUAAGUAUAUAUUUGCACAUAUUGUAUAUAGACUCAUCUGUUGAGAACCUGAAUGGCAUUAACUCUGUAUUGAAGUAUAUUAGUUAACCCCCCCCCCCCCCCCCUCUCUAAAACUUAUCAGGCUAAUUGUCAAGACACUGUUCUAUGAUUGUUAUAGAAAUGAUAUCCUCUUCCUGGGCACAUGAUGUUUUAUGUGCCUUUAAUCUCACAUUAAUGUAAGAAUAUGGAUUUUGCUGUAAAGUAGCUCAAACACAUGACAUAUUUUUGCAUGUGCAGUUAUCAUGUUUUGUUUUUGUGUGUGUUCUUAAAUCUUAAUGGGUUUUUUAAUAUUUGUAUUAUUGCUGUUACUAUUGACAUAUUAAGACAAUCAUGUUCAUUUUUGUUAACAGUUUAUGAAUUUAGGAAUCAAAUAAUAUGGAAUACUCAAGCCAACCCUACAUCAGGCCAGAAUUUAAGCUCUGACAUUGCAAUAUUUUGCAUAAAAUUGUUAGAUGGUUGUAAAUAUAUUUGUUCAAAUUCAACACACCUAUAUUGUAUUGCUGUGCAUGGAGCUUGGGAGCUUGCAGAGUGGAGUAGGAGCCUCGAUUUGAGUUCCAUUUGGAUAUAUUCAUGGACAGAAUUUAAAGAGAAGGUUAAGUUCUGGGAAGAAAAAUAAUUUGUAAGUGUUUUCAUUGUAUUAUGCAAGUGUGGAGGAACAUCUGAUAUCAAAUGUGGCCUGAAAAGCAUGGCUCUUCAAAUGCUAUAAUAUUCUAAAUAUGGCAUGUAACAUCAUAAACGUCCCAUAUACAUAUUUCUGUGUACAGUGCUUGAAACUUUACCAAGACUGGGCCAAUUUUCUUAUCAUUUUGAUGAUUGCAGAACCUUGCAGUUUAGUGAGUAUACACACCAAUACUUAUAUGCUAGAUGGUCAACCUUUUCUUAACGAUUCCACACUAUUUCUUUCAAAAUGCAAUCGCAUGACCAGAACUCAACUUUAUCUUUAAAACAUCUCCUGCAUAUAUCCCUUCAUACACAUUGGACGAUAUAAGGCUCGUGCAAUCUUGUUUUCACAACCAGAACUUAACAUUACGGUAUCUUUGUGCAUUUUGAAAUGUCCAGUGCUCCAGGCACAUACAUUUUCUACUUGCAAGGUUGUCCCAAGUAUACAUACAGUGUCCAUGUAUCCAUAAUUGUGAAUUUCAUGUUGUGCAGUUUGCGUUGAAUUUUUAGCUGCUUUGUUUUCAUGUGUUGGCCUAAAUUAUAACCACAACAUAUAAUGAUUAUGGUAUAAUAUUUCUCACAUUUGAAGCCCAUCUGCACUAGUUUGGGCAGUUGGGAUUAGACCUCCUUGCAAGGUCACUGCCAGGUGGUUAUCUCAUCAAAUCGGUUCUCAAUUGAUAAUUAACACAUGCAUGUAUAAAUGCUGAUAUGGCAUCAGUUUACAUGUUUAACAUGAUGUAGUUUUCACUUCAGAAAUUGUUGAUUGAAAAUUAACUAUUUAGACGCAAGAGAAAGCCAAUAAUGUACAUGAUCGUAAAAUUUACACAAUUUGGAGUUUUACCAGGCUUUGCCAUUUUACAAAACCACAUCUUUGAGUUCACAGCGCAACAAGUAUUGUAUGUUUGUAACCACAAUGUAAAGCACACAAAAACAUUACAGAAUACAAAUUAUGCUUGAAAUUGAGGUUUCCACCACAAAUCAACUGAAGAUGUCUGGGGUCAUUUCCAAUGUUCGAAGCGAACAUAUUUUGAUGUUUUGCUGGUUGUAUACAUUGUAUUAAAAAUGUUCAUUACCUGGAAA
Messenger RNA from Strongylocentrotus purpuratus (purple sea urchin), 6026 nucleotides. RefSeq names its product KAT8 regulatory NSL complex subunit 3. Gene Ontology annotation, biological process: positive regulation of transcription by RNA polymerase II. The transcript has 14 exons. The coding region runs from base 206 to 4201 and encodes 1331 amino acids. Gene Ontology annotation, cellular component: NSL complex. The record is from RefSeq and is a predicted model, not a curated record. NCBI's taxonomy places the organism in Eukaryota, Metazoa, Echinodermata, Echinoidea, Camarodonta, Strongylocentrotidae.